This is a messenger RNA of Eutrema salsugineum, 747 nucleotides long. RefSeq names its product trichohyalin-like. NCBI's taxonomy places the organism in Eukaryota, Viridiplantae, Streptophyta, Magnoliopsida, Brassicales, Brassicaceae. The transcript has 7 exons. Bases 1 to 669 code for a protein of 222 amino acids. The record is from RefSeq and is a predicted model, not a curated record. Gene Ontology annotation, molecular function: metal ion binding.
AUGGAUUCUUCUUGUCUGUUUUUUCUGAGAGGAAAUUGUGAGAAAGGCUCAGCUUGUAGAUUUAUUCACCCAAAGGGCAAGGAUUUUUCUGUUAUAGCUCAAGAGAUUGUGCAGAAACAGAAACAGAGAGAUAUUGAGAUGCGAAGGAAACAGGCUGCAGAGAGUUUGGAGGGAGAAAGAGUAAACGUUGAAAAACUGAAACAAGAUCUGAUUCUCUUCUUCACUGGUAUUGCAAGGAGAAAAGACGAAUCGACACAGAGAGAUAGUGAGAGACAAGAGAAAGAGGCUGAAGAGAGUGUGGAGGAACUAGUAUUGAAGGCAAAAGCUAUUACGGAUUCCCAAGUGCAUGAAGGUUCCGAAGAAAUAUUAAGACAAAUGACUGAUGAAAUAGUGGAGAGAUUCAAGCGAGCAAAGAAGGAAAAAGCUAUUCCAGAUUCCCGAGGGCCUGAAAGAUUCAGAGAUAUAACUCAAAAGACUCAAAUACAUGAUGAAAUAGUGGAGGGAUACAGACGAGCGAGGAAGGAGAAUCGCAGCGUCAAUGCUCAAGAGAAUCAGAGACAGAGAAAUAUUGAGAUGCAGAGGAAAGAGGAUGAAGAGAGUGUGGAGGAGCAAAUAUUGAAGGAGAAGCACGCUCAUGAUAACCCGAACCAGCGGGGAACAGAGACGUAGAGAUUGUUGAGAAAGAAAUUAGGGAAGGUAGUAGAGUUGAUCAGGUGUUUGGAUUGAAUCAUCAACAUUUUCUCUCAG